AUGAAGGCAUAUUUGAGAUAUGAAGGUAUAACUAGAUAAUAGUAUCCUUAAUCUCCACUAUAAGUAGAACCUAAACCAUUAUUUACUAUGAUGCCUCGUCGUAAAACUGCUUAGGCACCUUUUAGAAAAAGCUUACAUCAAAAUAAAUCACCCAUGAAUUUUGAUCGAUAAUUCGUUUUUGAAGAGUUAAGAAUAGCCAAUGCAUCUCUUUAAGAAAUUAAUAAAGAAUUAUCAUUACUGAACGAAUCCUUAUAAGAACAAGUUCAAAAAUUAUAAGAAUCAAACAAAGCUUUACAAGUAUAGAUCAAUUAAAUGACAAUUUAAAUCGAUGAUUUAAAAAUUAACAACCGACAUUUGAGAUCCUAAGAUAAUAGUUUACAUUUGCAGUCGAAAACAUUUGAUUAGAGGUUCAAACUAAUUGAGAUUUAAGAUUACAAGAUUAAAAUAACCACAUUGUGUAUCUACAGUUACAAUUAAGAAAGUUAAAUGAGUAAUUAGAGUAGAAAAGAACCUUAGAAAGUAAACCCAUAAAAAUGCAAUAACUAGCUCUUAAAGAAUUCGAUAGCAUUUGCGUAAUCAAAUCAUUAUAAAUGAUAGUUA
This is a messenger RNA of Paramecium sonneborni, 600 nucleotides long. NCBI's taxonomy places the organism in Eukaryota, Ciliophora, Oligohymenophorea, Peniculida, Parameciidae. The record is from the annotation of a GenBank genome assembly.